Trachemys scripta elegans is the source of this 1700-nucleotide messenger RNA. RefSeq names its product fucosyltransferase 4 (gene FUT4). Gene Ontology annotation, cellular component: membrane. The coding region runs from base 201 to 1280 and encodes 359 amino acids. The transcript has a single exon. NCBI's taxonomy places the organism in Eukaryota, Metazoa, Chordata, Testudines, Emydidae. Gene Ontology annotation, molecular function: alpha-(1->3)-fucosyltransferase activity. The record is from RefSeq and is a predicted model, not a curated record.
AACGCCGGGCCGGCACGAGAGGGGACAACGUGGCUGGCGGGGCGGGGCUCGGAGCCUCCCCCGGAUUCCGCACCUGGGGGCUGGAGGAAUUGCGGCGGCGGCAGGAUGCUCGCUCCGUCGCUUCGAUCCCCGGCUCCCCAGCAGCAGCUGCGCCGGCCAGAGCAGAGGCAGAGCAGAGGCAGCGCGGGCGGCUGCCCCCGAUGGAGCCGGGCCCCGCUGGGCCCCCGGGCCGGGGACUGCGCCGCGGGCGGCGGCGGCGGCGGCUGCUGCUGGCGGCCGGGCUGAGCUGCACCGUGCUGGCCCUGUACAUCUGCCUGCAGGAGCUGCCCCCGCUGGACGCGGGGCCCGGCCGGAGUCGGACGCGGCCCCCGCCGGAGGUGACCGUGCUGCUGUGGUGGGAGCCCUUCGGCCACCGCCGCCAUAUGGCCGACUGCCAGCGGCGCUUCAACAUCAGCGGCUGCCGGCCCAGCGCCGACCGCAGCCGCUACCAGGAAGCGCAGGCUGUGAUCUUCCACCACCGGGACUUCGUCCUCCACGGCCUGGGCCAGCUGCCCGCCGGGCCCCCGCAGCGCCCCCCGGCCCAGCGGUGGGUGUGGAUGAACUUCGAGUCCCCCUCGCACUCGCCCGGGCUCAGGGACCUGGCUGGCAUCUUCAACUGGACCAUGUCCUACCGGGUGGACUCAGACAUCUUCGUGCCCUACGGGUACCUCCAUGCCAGGCGGGGAUCCCCGCGCUUCAGUCUGCCCCGCAAGACCAAGCUGGUGGCCUGGGUCAUCAGCAACUGGAACGAGGCGCAUGCCAGGGUGCGCUACUACCAUCAGCUGAGGAAGUACGUUCCCAUCGACGUGUAUGGGGCACAAGGACUGGCGUUAGAGGAGGGCAGCAUGGUCAGGACCAUCUCCCAGUACAAGUUCUACCUGGCCUUUGAAAACUCCCAGCACACCGACUACAUCACCGAGAAGCUGUGGCGGAAUGCCUUCAAAUCCAGCGCUGUGCCCAUCGUGCUGGGCCCUCCCAGGUCCAACUACGAGCUUUUUAUCCCACCCGACUCCUUCAUCCACAUCGACGACUUCCCCAGUCCUAGGAAGUUAGCCAUCUACCUGAAAUUCCUUGACCAAAACAAACCCCUCUACAGGCGGUACUUCGCCUGGAGGGACAAAUAUGAUGUUCAUAUGACUUCGUUCUGGGAUGAGCAAUAUUGCAAGGUUUGUGAGGCUGUCAGGACAGCUGGGGAUCAGCUCAAGACCAUACAAAAUUUGGCCAGCUGGUUUGAAAGCUGAUAGUGUUGGUUGGGGAGGUUUUCUUUGUUGGCUUUUUCUGAGGAUGCAGUACAGUCAAACCAAGGCUUAAAAAGCACUGGUUUUCAUGGGGUCAUGCACCCGGCCAAAAAAAUAGAAGAUUUCAGAAGUGUGUCUGAGCUGUCGCUUGAGAGGCAGGAUUAAAAAUGUGUGUGAACAGACCAUCAGACCGCUAUAUGUUUGUUAUGAACUUAUGCAAUUCCAUCUUUGGGCUAUGACAGACCCAGCACUUUCUCAAGAACUUGAUUAUCUGGUCAUCCAGAGCUGAAACCCUAAAUGCAGUACAGUGUUAGAAUCAUAGAAUAUUAGGGUUGGAAGAGACCUCAGGAAGUCAUCUAGUCCAAUCCCCUGCUCAUAGCAGGACCAACACCAACUAAAUCAUCCCAGCCAGGGCUUUGUCAA